CUAGCGCUCACUGUCAGCCGCAGAUCCUGACGGGCAACCGUCGACGUUCUGGACGACGGUUGAAUAGAACAUGGUUUAUCACAAUCUCAAGGCCCUUAUCAAAGGAAUCCGAUCAUGCAAGACUGUAGCAGACGAACGUGCUCUUAUCCAGCAAGAAUCCGCUGCGAUUCGUGCCUCUUUCCGAGAGGAAGACUCGUAUGCUCGACACAAUAACAUUGCAAAACUUCUUUACAUACAUAUGCUGGGUUCACCAGCUCAUUUCGGACAGAUUGAAUGCCUUAAACUCGUUGCAAGCCCUCGGUUCUCAGACAAGCGAUUGGGAUAUCUAGGAAUAAUGUUACUCUUAGAUGAGAGUCAAGAGGUCCUCACGCUGGUCACCAAUUCAUUGAAAAACGACAUGAAUCAUUCCAAUAUGUAUGCAGUGGGACUUGGGCUCUGCACAUUCGCCAACAUUGCCUCGGAGGAAAUGUCGCGUGAUCUAGCGAACGAGAUAGAGAAGUUGUUAGGUUCUAGUAACACCUACAUACGGAAGAAGGCGGCUUUGUGCGCUCUCCGGGUGAUCAAGAAAGUUCCCGAUCUCACAGAUCACUUUACCACACAAGCCAAAAACCUCCUUACAGAUCGAAACCAUGGAGUUCUACUUACAGCGAUCACCCUUGUCACCGAGAUGGUUCAAGUCGAUGCAGCCGUUCUCGAUGAGUUUCGCAACGCCGUCCCACUUCUCGUACGCCACCUCAAAUCACUUGUCACAACGGGCUAUAGUCCUGAACACGACGUCUCCGGGAUAACUGAUCCUUUCCUUCAAAUAAAAAUCAUCCGGUUACUCCGGCUUCUUGGGAAAGGCGAUGAAAGGGCAAGCGAACUCAUGAACGACAUACUGGCUCAGGUUGCAACCAACACAGACUCAACGAAGAAUGUGGGAAACUCCAUUCUUUACGAGACGGUCCUAUGUGUACUUGACAUAGAAGCUGAUUCUGGCUUGCGAGUCAUGGCUAUUAACAUUCUAGGAAAGUUCUUAAGCAACCGAGAUAAUAAUAUUCGAUAUGUUGCUCUCAAUACACUCAAUAAAGUCGUCGCAAUGGAUACAAAUGCGGUUCAACGGCACCGGAACAUUAUAUUGGACUGUUUACGCGAUGGUGACAUUUCUAUUCGACGAAGAGCCCUUGAACUAUCAUACGCCCUCAUCAACGAACAGAAUGUCCGGAUAUUAGUCAGAGAGCUGCUGGCAUUCUUAGAGGUUGCAGACGAUGAAUUCAAGUUGAAUAUGACGACACAAAUAUCCCUAGCUGCAGAACGUUUCGCUCCAAAUAAGCGAUGGCAUAUAGAUACUGUCUUGAGGUUUUUAAAGUUGGCAGGGAAUUUUGUUCGGGAAGAGAUACUCUCAGCUUUUAUUCGACUCGUAGCACACACACCAGAACUACAAGCGUAUACAACGUCCAAAUUGUACACCGCUCUCAAUUCUGAUAUAUCCCAAGAAUCAUUAACACUCGCCGCAACUUGGCUGAUCGGGGAGUACAGUGAUAUUAUCAUUGAGGGUGGUCUUGUGAAUGAGGAGAAUCCCAAGCCGAUAGCGGACAAGCCACUUGUAGAUCUUCUCCUCUCAAUCCUAGAUUCUCCGUAUGCCAAUAUCCUAACCCGACAAUACGUCCUCGCUGCCAUAACGAAGAUGGCAUCGCGCUCGACAACCUCCCAGCCACAGAAGGAGCGCAUUGCAGAGGUCCUUGACCAGUACACAACAACCCCGGAGUUAGAGUUGCAGCAGCGAGCUGUUGAAUUUGCUAGCCUUUUCCAUUUAGGGGAACUUCGCGAAGGUGUUUUGGAACGAAUGCCUCCUCCUGAACUGAAAGCCACUGUCAUGGGUGUCGUCAGUGAAAAUAAACCUGUCGGUUCGAGCACGGGAGGUGACCUGAUCGGUCUUGACGAGGCUACCUCCCCGACAACGAACGGCAUAAGCAACACUGGCUCUCACGGUCUUAUUGAAGAUAUCUUCCAUACUUCUGGGCCCUCAGGUUCUGGCGCGUCUUCCCCCGCUCCACAAUCACAAAAGUCGACUAUAGAUGAUAUUCUUGGUCUCUUUGGUACCCCCAGCACCUCGUCAACAUCCGUUGGUGGACUUAAUUCAGCAUCCUCGCCACCUUCAGGAGCUGCAGCCGAUUUAUUGUCUUCGCUCUCCCUAUCUCAGUCGACAUCUCCCGCGUCUCCAACUUCACCGGCACCAGCACCAGCACCAGCACCUGCCGUACAACCAGCAACAUCAAGGCUAACGCAGUAUACUGCAUAUGAAAAGCAUAACUUCAAGAUCACUCUCACCCCACAGACAUCAGCAGCCAAACCUGGAGUCGUAAUGAUUCUUGCCAGAUUCCAAGUAACUGGCUCGUCGCCUGCAACCUCCAUAGCAUUCCUGGCCGCUGUCCCUAAGUCCCAGCAACUACAGAUGUUGCCAAUGUCUAAUUCCUCCGUGAAUCCGGGUGCAACGGAAACUCAGCAAAUGCGUGUAGUAGCGCCCGUUGGGAGCAAUGUGCGACUCCGUUUGAAGAUACGCUACUCGAUAGAAGGACAAGAAAUAGAGGACACGGCGGACUUUUCUGGUUUCCCGCCUGGGCUAACGGGUAGAACCUAGUUUCAUUCAUCUGAUGAACGGUUGUACUGUACUGUACUCUAAUUGUGACAAAACCGCC
Messenger RNA from Marasmius oreades (fairy-ring Marasmius), 2678 nucleotides. RefSeq names its product clathrin associated protein complex large subunit (gene APL4). Gene Ontology annotation, molecular function: clathrin-cargo adaptor activity. Gene Ontology annotation, biological process: receptor-mediated endocytosis; intracellular protein transport; Golgi to vacuole transport. Gene Ontology annotation, cellular component: AP-1 adaptor complex; Golgi apparatus; membrane coat. Bases 71 to 2620 code for a protein of 849 amino acids. The record is from RefSeq and is a predicted model, not a curated record. The transcript is spliced from 13 exons. Lineage: Eukaryota; Fungi; Basidiomycota; Agaricomycetes; Agaricales; Marasmiaceae.